Molecule: messenger RNA, 1860 nt
Organism: Spodoptera littoralis (African cotton leafworm)
Lineage: Eukaryota; Metazoa; Arthropoda; Insecta; Lepidoptera; Noctuidae
Source: the annotation of a GenBank genome assembly
AUGUGGUGCAAAUCGUAUUUGUUAUUGAUAGGUAUAAUUCUGCAUACAAGUGCCGCCCAAUCGAUAUGGUUUUGCCAAGACGACUCCGAAUGUUCUAGUAUCCAGUCUGGCAUGGUCUGCCGGUCUGGCAGCUGCGUUUGUUCAGCAGGAUAUGACAUUGUACAAGGCAGCUCAUGCGCACCUGCGGCGCCCUACCACGUGUCACCGUGUGUGGAAACUUCGCAGUGCCGUGCUUUGAUCGUGAACUUCGAAUGUCGUAAGACCGGCGACAGUAAUGUUGGGGAAUGCCACUGUCAGGAAGGCAGCCAUUACUUUUUGGGUAGAUGCUGGAAAUCAAUGGGUAUGGGUGAACAAUGUACGCGGAAUGAAGAGUGUAUGGGAACAUUGAGAGAUCCCUAUAAUAUGGCUUGUAUUGACGGUGUAUGCGGUUGCGCUAACGGUUUCUAUGAGAGGCAGCGGGGAGAGUGCAGGGCGGGUAGCUUCAAUAUUGGUGACGACUGUAUUUUGCAUGAAGAUUGUAGAUUUGGAAAUGGUUAUUGCGAUGCAACGACAUUGAAGUGUGUAGACUCGACUGCAUUAACUCCAGCACCUGUCGACGAUAAUGGACUUCUGAUGAAGGGAGCGGCGUUUAAACCAGAAGUUACUGAAGGCAACAACUCCAGUUUAAGUAUGACCUCGGUAGCAAGGAACCAUGGUAGAGCCUGCAGCUCAUCGCAAGAUUGUCCCAAUAUGUUUGAAUGUACCGCUUACGGGUAUUGUGCCUGUCCACGAGGGUAUUAUGCUAAUGCCGCCGGCACUUCGUGUUUAGCUGAACUGGGAUCUCCAUCAACAAAUAACCAAUGUUCAGGGUUUAUAGCUGCAGUCCAAGACGGAAUCUGCCGGUGUCCAAAGAACUUCUAUUAUAAUGAAAAUAUGAGGGAUUGUGUCAAAGCUACACGUCGUUUCACUGACGCUUGUGUUAAUGACGAAAUGUGUCAUACAUUCGGUGCAUCAGCGCGCUGCGGGGAACCUGGACAGUUUGAAUUGAGGUCUUGCGAGUGUAUCCCUGAAGAGGCUGUCUGGGAUGCUAACAGACAAAUCUGUAGAUUAUUUGCUGGUAUUGGGGAAUAUUGUGAGGUGAACAGCGACUGCUUAGCUGGUAACAUGGAGAUCCUCUGUGUACAUGAAAAUAGUGAUGAAAGUGGAGAGACUGGUGAUGUAGCUGGUGGUGUAUGCUCCUGUCCUGACGGAUUCUCUAACGUCGGUGGACUGUGUCUUACUACUGGAUUAUCUCUUGGCGACGCAUGCCAAGCGUCUAUUGAGUGUGUAGAUACUGUACAUGCGGAUUGUAUAGAAGGAUUCUGCUCAUGUCGUGAAGGAUUUCAGGCCGUAGAUGGAACAUGCGCACCACUUAUUGGCAGCAUCUGUAAUAGUGACUAUGAAUGUGUCACAGGACACUCAUUUUGCAAUCUAGACAGCCACACAUGUGAAUGCGCGCAAGGGUACGUGGGAUAUGAUUACGUAUGCUGGCCACACCUGAUACAUCCCAGCGCACCAUGCAGAGUCACAGCGCAAUGUACCGUUACCACAGGAGCUGCCAGCUCUUGCGAAGAAGGAAGAUGCGUUUGCUUUGAAGGGUACCAUCUACGGGACGGGCACUGUUGGCCCAAGACUGGUUUAUUCGAGCCGUGUUCGCGAAGUAGCGAGUGUUUCUUAGCAAAUAUUACAGACAGAGUACAAUGCAGAAAUAGUCUGUGCCAGUGUUCAUUUGAAUUUCCUUAUUCUGAAGAAUUAGGGACGUGCAUGUCAUCAGCUACGACUUCAGUUGGAAGUCUCUUCAUGACCGUUUUAGCUUUAAUCUAUGUUAAAUUAAAUUAUUAA